CUAUACUUGAGUACUAAACCCUAAUGAUUUAAAUACUCUUUCACGCACAAAACACACAUACGCACGCGCACGCGCACGCGCACGCACAUCGCUGCUGUCUUUCUCCGCAACUCUCUCAAUCUAAACCCUAGAAAAUCAGCAGCUUCAAGAUUGGAAUCUCAUUUUCUAGGGUUUAGCAGUUACCACCUCGAUCAUCGUCGUCAUCAGUAUAUACGAAAUAAAAUUUUUGGAUAUAUUUUCGACACUUGUAUCAGUAAUAAUCAUUUUGGUUUCUCGAGGGAAAUGGAUCUUCAGAAUUUGGCUAUAAUUCUCCGUGGUGCGCUUAGUCCCAAUCCUGAUGAACGUAAAGCUGCCGAGGAGAGCUUGAAUCAAUUUCAGUACACGCCUCAGCAUUUAGUGAGGCUGUUGCAGAUUAUAGUAGAUGGAAACUGCGAUAUGGCAGUAAGACAAGUGGCAAGUAUUCAUUUUAAAAAUUUCAUAGCGAGAAACUGGGCCCCACAUGACCCUGGUGAGCAAUCGAAGAUCUUGCCAAGUGAUAAGGAUGUGGUGAGGCAGAAUAUUCUGAAUUUCAUUGCUCAAGUUCCCCAGUUGUUAAGAGUACAGCUGGGUGAGUGCCUGAAGACAAUAAUACAUGCUGAUUACCCAGAGCAAUGGCCAGCCUUAUUGCAUUGGGUGAAACUCAAUUUGCAGGAUCAGCAAGUUUUUGGUGCUUUAUUCGUGCUAAGGAUCCUUGCUAGGAAAUACGAGUUUAAAUCAGAUGAAGAGAGAACACCAGUUUACCACAUCGUUGAUGAAACAUUUCCUCCUCUCCUCAAUAUCUUCAACAGACUUGUUCAGAUUACAAAUCCUUCAAUUGAAGUAGCAGAUUUGAUCAAGCUUAUCUGCAAAAUAUUUUGGUCCUGUAUAUAUUUGGAGAUUCCCAAACAAUUAUUUGAUCCAAAUGUGUUCAAUGCCUGGAUGGUUCUAUUUCUAAAUAUAUUAGAGAGACCUGUCCCAUUAGAAGGGCAGCCUGUUGAUCCAGAGGUGCGGAAAUCAUGGGGAUGGUGGAAAGUGAAGAAGUGGACAGUUCACAUACUGAAUCGACUUUACACGCGGUUUGGGGACUUGAAACUUCAGAAUCCUGAUAACAAAGUAUUUGCCCAAAUGUUUCAGAAGAAUUAUGCAGGAAAAAUUUUGGAGUGCCAUCUAAAUCUGUUGAAUGUUAUUCGUGUUGGAGGCUAUUUGCCUGACCGAGUGAUAAAUCUUAUUUUGCAAUACUUGAGCAACAGUAUUUCAAGGAGUAAUAUGUAUAACCUUCUCCAACCAAGGCUGGAUGUGGUUCUAUUUGAGAUUAUUUUUCCACUCAUGUGCUUCAGUGAUGCUGAUCAAAAGCUUUGGGAUGAAGACCCACAUGAGUAUGUGAGAAAGGGUUAUGACAUAAUUGAGGAUUUAUAUAGUCCUAGAACUGCUGCAAUGGAUUUUGUGAGCGAGUUGGUGAGGAAGCGUGGUAAAGAGAACCUUCAGAAGUUUAUUCUCUUUAUUGUGGAGAUUUUUAAUAGAUAUAAUGAGGCUGUCCCAGAAUACAAGCCCUUUAGGCAGAAAGAUGGUGCCCUUCUUGCUAUUGGAGCUCUAUGUGAUAGGCUUAAACAAACUGAACCGUACAAGUCGGAGCUUGAGCGCAUGCUUGUACAGCAUGUUUUCCCUGAAUUCAGUAGUCCUGCUGGUCAUCUUAGAGCUAAGGCAGCUUGGGUUGCUGGACAAUAUGCUCAUGUUAACUUCUCAGACCCAAAUAAUUUCCGGAAUGCUCUGCGCAGUGUUGUUGCUGGAAUGCGUGAUCCAGAGCUCCCUGUUCGUGUUGAUUCUGUUUUUGCUUUGCGUUCCUUUGUUGAAGCCUGCAAAGAUUUGGAUGAGAUUCGACCAAUUCUUCCACAAUUACUAGAUGAAUUUUUCAAACUUAUGAAUGAAGUAGAAAAUGAAGAUCUUGUAUUUACAUUGGAGACUAUUGUGGACAAAUUUGGAGAAGAGAUGGCUCCUUAUGCUCUUGGAUUGUGCCAGAAUCUGGCUGCUGCCUUUUGGAAGUGUUUGAAUACUGCUGAAGCAGAUGAUGAGGCUGAUGACCCUGGUGCAUUGGCUGCAGUUGGUUGUCUUCGCGCCAUAAGCACAAUUCUUGAGUCUGUCAGCAGCCUUCCUCACCUUUUUGUGCAGAUUGAGCCAACUUUACUCCCAAUUAUGCGUAGGAUGUUGACAACUGAUGGACAAGAGGUCUUUGAGGAGGUACUGGAGAUUGUGUCAUACAUGACCUUUUUCUCGCCAACAAUAUCCAUGGAUAUGUGGAGUCUUUGGCCAUUAAUGAUGGAAGCACUUGCUGACUGGGCCAUUGAUUUCUUUCCAAAUAUAUUGGUUCCACUAGACAACUAUGUGUCUAGAAGUACAGUACAUUUCCUCACAUGCAAAGAACCAGACUACCAACAGAGCCUUUGGCAUAUGAUUUCAUCUAUCAUGGCAGAUAAAAACUUAGAGGAUGGUGAUAUUGAGCCAGCACCUAAGCUCAUUCAAGUGGUGUUUCAGAACUGCAGGGGCCAGGUAGAUCACUGGGUUGAGCCAUAUAUCAGAAUUGCUGUUGAGCGCCUGCGCCGAACAGAGAAACCUUAUUUGAAGUGCCUCUUGAUUGAAGUGAUUGCUGAUGCUCUUUACUACAAUGCUUCAUUGACUCUAAGCAUACUGCACAAGCUUGGUGUUGCUUCGGAUAUUUUUGCCCUUUGGUUCCAAAUGUUGCAACAAACUAAAAAGAAUGGAGUGCGAGCUAACUUUAAAAGGGAACAUGAUAAGAAGGUAUGCUGCUUGGGUAUGACAUCAUUGCUUUCUCUUCCCAAUGACCAGUUCCCUGCAGAGGCUUUAGAGCGUGUUUUUAAAGCCACUCUGGAACUUCUAGUUGCAUACAAGGAACAAUUGGCAGAAGCAGAAAAGGAGGCGGCUGAAGAUAAUGAUGAUAUGGAUGGCCUGCCAACUGAUGAUGAGGAUGAUGAUGGUGAUGUAUCUGACAAGGAAAUGGGAAUUGAUGAUGAGGAUGGAGAUGAGGCUGACAGCAUUAAACUUCAAAAGUUGGCAGCUCAGGCCAAGGCUUUUCGCUCAACUGAGGAUGAUGAGGAUGACUCAGAUGAUGAUUUCAGUGAUGAUGAAGAAUUGCAGUCACCCAUAGAUGACGUAGAUCCUUUUGUCUUCUUUGUCGAUACAAUAAAAGCCUUGCAAGCAUCUGAUCCUUUGAGGUUCCAGAACCUGACCCAGACGCUUGAUUUCCAUUUUCAAGCCCUUGCCAAUGGUGUUGCUCAGCAUGCUGAGCAGCGAAGAGUGGAAAUUGAGAAGGAAAAAAUGGAGAAAGCAUCUUCAGCUGCAGUGGGCGCCUCAUGAUUUCGUUUUGUAGAGCCCUGAUUGCUGGUAUUAUGGUUUUGGCGUCUGAGUUCAUUGGUCAUCAUGCAAUAAUGGUGCCAGAAAAUCAAGAGUGAGUUGGAAGCUGUAGAGUUCUCUGGGUUCACUGGUCUUGGUGAUCAGUGAGAGUAUGAAUCCAUAUUCUGGUCCAAACAAGUGUCUGCAUUCCAAAGAUGAGCUUAAUCGGAACUCGUGAUGCUGCUGCCCCUUUUCUCUGAAGCUGUGGGUUUGCGGUAGUCAUUAUCUGAUGAAUCGGCUGUUCUAUAUAAGAAUAUCGCCUUUUCUCAGGUUAUAUCCUUUAGGGGGGAGUCUUGUAGUUGUAGAAUUUUUAUACGGAUGGACCAAAAAAAAAUUAUAUAUUUUGAUUAGUGACCCCUCUGUUCGGCGUAGCAGGAGGGUGAAGUCCAUACAGGUUAUAUUAGUUGUAUUGCGGUUGGUCUGAAGAGGUCGGUAGUAGAUGUAACCUUAUUCAUAUCCAUGUCAUUCUUUUCUUAUUGUUGAGAGUGCAUAAAUUUUUGCUUGGCGGUGUAGUUCACAUAAUGUUGCAUCAUUGGUCAUCUUGUGGGUUGUCGGGAGAUUUUGCUUGCGAUCCUAAUAGGUUUAGAAAACUGUAUUCUUUAACAUUUGUAUCGAAGUGAAGUCUCAAUUUUGUCUUUCCUGUAGUGAUCUUUCUUGCAGGAGUCCUA
Coffea eugenioides is the source of this 4091-nucleotide messenger RNA. RefSeq names its product importin beta-like SAD2. Gene Ontology annotation, biological process: protein import into nucleus. NCBI's taxonomy places the organism in Eukaryota, Viridiplantae, Streptophyta, Magnoliopsida, Gentianales, Rubiaceae. Gene Ontology annotation, molecular function: small GTPase binding. Bases 283 to 3387 code for a protein of 1034 amino acids. The record is from RefSeq and is a predicted model, not a curated record. The transcript is spliced from 22 exons. Gene Ontology annotation, cellular component: cytosol; nuclear envelope.